AUGAACUCUGAUUCGCUUAAAGUUGAAAUCAAAUUAUUGGCUUAUCUGCCUUCUCUGUCAGUCUGGUCAGUUCAAGUUGGUUCGAUGGAUCUGCCCUUUGCCAUUGCGAUCAACAACAAAGUUGUCGUUGCCCAGUCCCUAGGAGACUCGACCUACAUUGUCUUCAUCUCGCUCAUGGCCAUUGGUACCCUCAUUGCUCUCUCGCUGUGCCCCCCUACCUCGGUCGCCCACUCGAACGGAGACAAGAUCCAGAUUCAGGCCUUCCUCGCCUGGACCGGUGAGGUCGUCGCCUUCUCCCAGAUCGGAGGCUCGUGGACCUUUGCCUGUGUCCUCGACUACCAGGGCGUCAGCCGCAAGACCCGUUCCCUUUGGGGUUUGAUCAUCAUCACCGCCUGCUUCGUUGCCACCUGGAUCGGAGGCAUCUUCUUCCAAAAGGGUGCUUCCUACGUCGGACCUCUUUUCCUCUACAUGUUCUACGGUUUGAACGAUGCCGUUUGGCAGACGUACUGCUACUGGUUGAUGGGCGUCCUCUCCAACGAUGUCACCUGUAUCCAGUCCUCGGGUGCUGCUAUCGCCAAGAGAAUCAAUGCUGUUGGAACACCUUACAUGACCGAGUUGAUCAUUUGCUUUGCUCUAUUGAUUGCUUCCCUCCUUGGAGCCCUCUUCUUGACCAUGCGCAUCAAGGAUCCCUCGGAUGAGCCUACCUCCGAGUACUACAUGCAGACGGUCGAAGGCAAGCUGGAGAUCAUUGCCUAA
Linnemannia hyalina is the source of this 756-nucleotide messenger RNA. The record is from the annotation of a GenBank genome assembly. NCBI's taxonomy places the organism in Eukaryota, Fungi, Mortierellomycota, Mortierellomycetes, Mortierellales, Mortierellaceae.